UACUGCGCAGUAGGCAUGCAAGCACCCACGCGGGAUUUACGAAAUAAACCAGAGACUUCAUCUAGGAGUCCAGAGUGAGAAACGCUCUGCUCUGUCUGAGUUCUUUGCAGCAAAAGAGCUGCUCUGUAAUUUUUCCAUAGGCAAAAAACAAGUGAAAACUAAGAGCUGGCAUUUUCCAAAAGGGACUUCAGUGUAAAAAGGUUGAGAACCACUGCGUGGCAUUUUGCCUGGAUAAAUCUGGGUGCUGUCCCUGGUUUUGUCACAAGUCCUGUGAUGUUGGCCAAGUCAUUUGAGCUGUCUUUCAAGUUUCGUAUUGCUAAACCAAGAUGGCAACCAGAUAUCUACACACGAAGAUAUGCAAUAAUCAUUAUUUUAAUAUGUGGGAACACCCAUCUCAUCUUGCUUACUUUGCUUUAGGGGCAGAGUGGAGACAAGUGUCAUAAGCAACAUCUUAGUGCUGCAUCUGAAGCAGGAGCCUUGCACCAUCUACAUGAACUACCUUUCUGAAAGCUUGAAAGAUAUCUGAAGUGGAAAUGACUAUGGCAUAUUUGUUUCUUUGCAAAAAAUGGAAAAUAGAAGAAUAUAAUCCAUAAAGGAGGGUACAAAACAUUUAUCUACAUGGGAUAGCUAGCAGUUGCUGCUAGUGAACAGAAGCAAUUGUAAAACAUGUUUUGGGUGCAGCUUCUUUUUAGACAUGCCUAUGUGCAGAAGAUUUUAGCUAUGGACAGCAUAAUCGGAGGCAUUUCAAAAUCAGUUAGACAUGGUCAAGCUGUGUGUUUAAGAAGUUUUUUCUCUCAGUGUGCAAACCAUUCUGCUCGUAAAUUAGUUCUGGGAAUAGAAACAAGUUGUGAUGAUACAGGAGCUGCAGUUCUGGAUGAUAGUGGCAACAUUUUAGGAGAAGCUCUGCAUUCUCAAACUGAAGUCCAUUUGAAAAGAGGUGGAAUAGUUCCCCCAGUGGCACAACAGCUUCACAAAGAAAAUAUUGAAAAAAUCGUAAAAGAAGCACUUGAUACCAGCGGAAUCUCUCCAAAUGAACUCUCUGCAAUUGCAACUACAGUAAAGCCUGGACUUCCUUUAAGCCUUGGAGUGGGAUUAGAAUAUAGUUUAAGAUUGGUGAAACAAUAUAAGAAGCCUUUCAUCCCCAUCCAUCAUAUGGAGGCACAUGCACUUACAAUUAGGCUGACAAAUCAAGUGGAAUUUCCUUUCUUAGUUCUUUUAAUCUCUGGAGGUCACUGUAUCCUGGCAGUAGUACAAGGAGUUUCAGAUUUCCUUCUGCUUGGACAGUCACUGGAUAUAGCACCAGGUGACAUGCUUGACAAGGUAGCAAGAAGACUGUCUCUAACAAAGCACCCAGACUGCUGCAGCAUAACUGGUGGGAAAGCUAUAGAGUAUUUAGCUCAAAAGGGAAACCGGCCGGAUUAUAACCUCAAACAUCUCAUGCAACGUCACGUCAACUGCAAUUUUUCUUUUUCUGGACUUCAAACCAAUGUCACAAAACUGAUUAUGCAAAAAGAGAUGGAAGAAGGUCUUCAAGAGGGACAGCUCCUAUCAAGUGUUGCAGACAUUGCUGCUGCAGUACAGCAUGCAGUUGCCCUUCAUAUUGCCAUACGAACACACCGAGCCAUUCUGUUCUGCAUAAAAAGUGGUGUCUUAUCACCAACAAAUGCGACUUUGGUUGUGUCAGGAGGAGUUGCAAGUAACCAGUAUAUCCGAAGAGCUCUGCAAAGUGUAACAGAUGCAACUGAUUUUGCUUUGUUGUGCCCUCCUCCCAGACUUUGCACUGACAAUGGUGUUAUGAUUGCAUGGAAUGGUGUUGAAAGGCUACAUGCAGGAUUGGGUGUUUUACACAACAUAGAGAGCUUCCGCUAUGAAGGAAAAGCUCCACUUGGAAUUGAUAUUUCAGCCAAAGUUGAAGAAUCUGCCAUCAGGAUACCACAACUAGAUAUAACAUUUUGAUGCUUUGAUUUCCACCCCCCACCAAAGUUGGUAAAAUGAAUGCAACUUGUAAAUGUUCAUUAACAAUGUUUUCAACAGUGUUACAUUUACUGCCUGUAUUCAGUUUGUAAUUGGUUAAGGAUUGUCUGCCUUUGAAAUACACUAUGUGGUAGCCUGUGAUACCGCUGAGAUAUUUUAAGUUACUGUCUAUGGUGAGCAAAAUUUCUAAGUAUUAAAAUUUACAAAAUGGUAAAAGAAAGAAAAAGAUGAAGUAUAUAGUCUUUAGUACAUUUUAAAUGAAUGCUUUUGGGGGAAAAACUUCUCUAGAAUUUGUCCUCAUUUCUGUAAAUGUGGUAUACAGGCGUGUCGCAACUUACGCAGGGGUUAGGUUCCGAGGUCACCACGUAGGGCGAAAAUCGCGCAUAGAGCAACUGCCUCUGCCUCCAAAACCUCCUGCCACCGCCGCGAAGCCGUGCUUGGAGCUGUGUGGCCGGCGCAGCAUUGCGGGGGGGUGGCUGCGUGCCACUGGGCCACCACCAUGCUGCCAAAACCUCCCGCUGCCACCGUAAACUGAAGCCCCGCCCCCCUCCCACCCCGUGUAAAGUUGAAUUCGCGCAAGUUAAAUGUGCAUAUGACACGACUGUACUGUACAUGCAAAUAUUGUGUUUUAGUAUUGUAUUGAAAGCAAACAUCUAGACAAAGAUUUUCUAAGAGAUCUUAGGGAGAUUAGAAAUAAAACCCGCUGAAUUUUACCAGAAGUGGAGUGUUUAAUUUCAUUGGGCUAGUUUGAAAAUUCUACCUAUGGACUUUUAAUUUGAGGGUAUAACUCUAAUAGUAUUUGUUGAUCUGUUUUUUUUUUUUAAAUCCAAAGUGAAAUAUUUAAAACAAUUCAGAGGGUUUUUUUUAAAUUCUGUAAAAUGUUGCUGUUUCAUAUGAAUCUCUGAUACUUGGUGUAACACAAAAUUAUUUAUAUUUCCUUCCUGAUUUAACUAGUAUUUAUUAACAUUUUUAUCUGAAUUGCAGUUAUUUAUUA
Alligator sinensis (Chinese alligator) is the source of this 2968-nucleotide messenger RNA. RefSeq names its product O-sialoglycoprotein endopeptidase like 1 (gene OSGEPL1). The record is from RefSeq and is a predicted model, not a curated record. The coding region runs from base 667 to 1956 and encodes 429 amino acids. The transcript is spliced from 10 exons. Gene Ontology annotation, biological process: tRNA threonylcarbamoyladenosine modification. Gene Ontology annotation, cellular component: mitochondrion. Lineage: Eukaryota; Metazoa; Chordata; Crocodylia; Alligatoridae.